Messenger RNA from Amaranthus tricolor (Joseph's coat), 2622 nucleotides. Its product is annotated as probable serine/threonine-protein kinase WNK11. The record is from RefSeq and is a predicted model, not a curated record. Gene Ontology annotation, cellular component: cytoplasm. Gene Ontology annotation, biological process: intracellular signal transduction; protein phosphorylation. Gene Ontology annotation, molecular function: ATP binding; protein serine/threonine kinase activity. The coding region runs from base 476 to 2062 and encodes 528 amino acids. NCBI's taxonomy places the organism in Eukaryota, Viridiplantae, Streptophyta, Magnoliopsida, Caryophyllales, Amaranthaceae. The transcript is spliced from 8 exons.
AUAAGUGGAUUGGGGGACUGAUUGUACAUCAAAAUCCACAAAUCUCUCUCUUACGCUUCUUAACGAAAAUUUUGCUCUCGAUAAACCCUAACUUCCAUAUUCUAAGGUUUGCAUCUUCAGAAUACAAAGACGCAAAUCUCCGUGAUACUGAAGACAUUCUUUUCACAAGAUCUCUUCAAAUUCUUCAGUUCAUGAUAUGGUGAUUUUGGGGCUGGUAUGAUGGAGUUACAAAUUUCGCCUAUUAUGGAAAUCCGAGCUCUGAAAAUACGAAUGGAUUGUUCAAAACUAGAUUUACUCGCUUGUCGACUUGGUUAUAAAUCGUCGUUUGAUUCAUAUUUGAUCGCAUGUGAAGCAUUUUCUGAAGAAAAUUUGACUCACAUUGAAGUAUUCUGAUCGGUUGUGUAUCAUCUGCGUUCUCUCUCUUAAUUGAAUUUCCUAUUUUCAAUUCUGUUAAUCAUCAUCGUAAUCGUCAGUGAUGAAUUCCGUCAAUUCUCGUUCGACUUCGGCGAUGGUGAGGCCAGUUACUGACAACAUUGAGGAUGUUGCCGAGAGGGAUCCUUCCGGUCGAUACAUCAGGUAUCAUGAAAUCCUGGGGAAGGGAGCAUUCAAGACUGUAUAUAGGGCAUUUGAUGAGGUGCUUGGAAUAGAGGUCGCUUGGAAUCAAGUUCACAUUAAAGAUUCGAUGGGGUCAUCACAACAAUUGGAGUUACUGUAUUUGGAGGUUCACAUUUUGAAGUCAUUAAAACAUGCAAAUAUUAUAAGAUUUUACCACUCGUGGGAGGAUGAUAGAAGCAAGACUAUCAACAUGAUCACUGAGCUUUUUACUUCAGGAAACAUGAAGCAGUAUCGUGAAAAACACAAGCAACUUAACAUUAAGGCUAUCAAAAACUGGGCGAGGCAGAUCCUCAGAGGUUUACAUUACCUUCAUACUCAGAAUCCACGCAUCAUACAUAGAGAUCUCAAAUGCGAAAAUAUCUUUGUUAAUGGACAUACUGGAGAAGUUAAGAUUGGAGAUCUGGGAUUGGCAACUGUUAUGCAGCAACCUGCUGCUUUGAGUGUGAUUGGUACACCCGAAUUCAUAGCCCCAGAGUUGUUUAGAAAAGAAGAAUAUAAUGAGCUUGUCGACAUUUAUUCUUUUGGUAUGUGUAUGCUGGAGAUGGCAACCAAUAAAAGCUCUUAUUUAGAAUGCCAUGGUGUGUAUGAAAUCUACAAGAAGGUUAUCAGGGGUGAAAAGCCUGCUAGCCUUGACACAAUAAUGAAUCUGGAGAUGAAGGAAUUCAUAGAAAAGUGUUUGGUUUCAGCUUCUAGUAGACCAUCUGCAGAGGAGUUGUUGAAUGACCCAUUUCUAGUAUCAAAUAAUCUACCUGGACAUAUUCCCCUAACUACUCCAAAGAUGCUGGAAUUGGCCUAUGUGUCCAGACCUGAAUCUCAAUCUAUGGAUAUAGACCUUGAUAGCAAGAAGAGUAACUCAACCUCAAGUAUGAAAAGCAUUUGUGGAAUUCCUCGCCAACAAAGCUUAGAAUUAUUGUAUAAUAAUGUCAAGACAUUCAAGUUAAUAGGAAAGGUGGAGAAUGAGGAGUUGAUCAAAAUGACCCUUGUGUUUAUUGAUUCAAAAGCAGGUUAUAGGAACAGCGUUGAUUUUCCUUUCUACCCUGAAAGUGAUACCAUCGUUUCAGUUCUGUGCGAGAUGAUUGAACAGAUCAGCGACUUAUCCGGAGAGUAUUUGGUUCCCAUAGUGCAGUUGAUGGAGCAGUUGAUACCAAAACUAAAGCCGCACUACAAGCCACCUUGUGAUUUUAGUCUUGCUGAAUAUAUUAGUUCACUCGAAGAUUCUUCUGCUUCAAAUUGUAUCCUAGAUGCACUAAGGUAUCUUUUGGAAUCUGGAAUGUGCAGGACCUCUACAGAAGUAAUUGAGAUUGGUGAUGACCGUUGUGCUCGAGGUUCUCUUGUUUCUGGAAUAUUAGUUGAACAAAACCCGGUGAAUCAAAUCAUGAUUCUGGUUCAUGUGCUGGUAAUUCCAGUAAAGUCUCCUACAGUGCUACCGCUACAUCUGAUGGUUUGAGUCUAUCAAGCUUGUCUUCUUUAACAUUAAUAGAGAAAGACACAUACUACGAGGACCUAAAGCAGGAGCUCGAUGCAAUUGACUCCCAGUAUAACGAAAGUCUUCGUGAGCUCUCUAGGAAAAGGGACGAAGCCAAAGAGUUUGCAAAGAAGAAUUAUGCUUCUAAGUAUGGUUUAGUUGCUUGAUUGCAGUUGUUGCUUAGUUAGAUCUCCAUUGUUGCUAACGUCAAAGCUUUCAUGUAAAUCGUAUGGCGUAAUAGUUUUGAUUCUGUAAAGUUUUUUCAUUCGUUCUUUACAAGUUCAUUUUUUGAAGAAAUUUCUCGACUGAUUUCUUUAUUAACUGGGUUUAAGUGACAACGAGACGUAGGUUUUUGGUAGGCUUAAAAAUUUAGAUUGUAUGUAUAAACUAGUCGUCUCUACUGAAGCCAGUGUCUAAAUUGUAGUUGCAACAUAAAAUUGGCUGCUGACAUUGAUUAUGUAAUGGAUCAAUUUGACUAGUUUGUACUACUCUUAUUAUGUAUUUUUGUAAAAUAAAUAUGAACACGCGAGCUAAUUGUGACC